CAAAGACCUGUAAACCUAGAGCCGUCAGGAGUUCACUGGCAAACCUUCACUUUUUCUCGCUCAAGAGCAUGUGUGAUGGACUUUAUGAGUUUGGAAUUUAAGUGAACGUCUGCAAAUAGAAUUAUUUUUUGGGGGGAAUGCAGACUGACAAGUAAAUAGCAGGUGUGGGCUGAGCUUUUUUGCACAACAGAAAAGGGGAGUUGUAGGUGUAGCCAUGGGGAGUGUGGGAGGGGUGAAGUGGAGGUACAGGGAGGAUGGUGGGCGGAACUGACAGAGGGGGGUGAGGCUGUCAACGGAAAGCAAUUGAAAGCGUAAGCAAGACUGUGCCUGCAAACCCUGCAAGUGCAGCAGACGGCAAAAAAAAAAAAAAAAAGGGAAACAUGCUUGGAGAGCAGCAGAAGGACGAAAGAAGGAGCAAGUGAGGAACAACAAGCCAUCAGUGGCAGGGGCGAUCUUUUUCAUCUGUGUGCGGAAGCUACUGGAUAAUUUAUAAGCCUCUCCCUGUGUGUGUCUGAGGGAGAUUUGCUGAGCUCACCACCACCAUGCUGUGUUGUGCUGCUGUCAGUGCAGCUGUCUGGCUGCUGGCAGUGCUCAGCCUGGGCCUGUCUCUUCCAGCUGAGCACAGCUCAGAGCCAGGCUUCAACCUCUGCAGCCACUGCUUCUACAGACAGACGCCUCCUCGGGGAGCCUCCACGGGGCCUCUGCCGCGCCCACGCUGCCACGCUCUGCCCGGAGGACGGGCGCUCGCCACUCUGUCCAGGCCGACCUGUGACACAGCUGUCUACUCUGCCUUCCAUCUCAGCCACGGAUGGGCAGAGGGGGAGGGAGAGGAGGGUGAAGAAGAGCUCGUGGUGGAGGACGAAGGGGACACCAUCACAGUAACGGUCCCGGCUCUUCUGAGAGGAGGUGGCCUCCCCCGUCCGGUCUCCUCCACAGACUCUUCUGCUCAACACUGGGACUCCACAGUCACCUCACUGGUUCGGUCAAGCAUCCUUCCUCGGUGCAGCACUGUGGGAGGUGAUGUCUACAUCCUGACAGGGUCAGGAGGACUCGGGUUGGCUGAUGAUGGAGAUGAGAGGUGUGGAGCAAAGCCGCUGUGGUCUGCAGUUUGCUGUGCUCUUCCAGACGCCAAGGGUAACUUCAGUGUGGCGUUAGUCAGAGAUACAGAGGAGGGGGAGAGAGAGGUGAGCAUGAAGGAGCUGGAGCAGAUUCUAGAGGUGGAGGAGAUUUUCUUUGAAGGCUGUGGUGGAGGACCAGAUGCAUCUGCUGCAACCAACGAUGGUGACAAUGGAGAUGUUGACAAAACUAAUUUAGACUCCACAGACAUGGAUUUAGAAAACAUCAGAGGGAGUGAAGAGGAAAAAGAGGAAGCUGCAUCAACCGCUUCUGAAAAAGUGGUUGUUGAAGAAGCUCAAGCAGAAUCCUCUGAUCCUGAGCUCAGCCAACAAACCCCAAUAGAUGCCAUGAAUUAUGUGAACCUUGAUGAGGAGGACUUAAACUCCACCAGCACUCUGGUUUACGUCCUGUCCACCAGCUGGUCCAUCAUUCAAGCCCCUCUGUGCCCUGUCUUCUCCACUAUUACAGAGUUACCUGGACAGGUCGUCUACAUCCUUCAGGAGGACCUUGGAGUUCUCUCUGCCCUUCCCGGAGACAUAUUCACCCUGAUGCACCUCCUGACCUCUGACCUCCUCUCCUUGAUAGGCUUUGCAUCAGAAAUGCUGUUAGGAAUUGGGGAGAUGUGCCUCUCAAGUAUUUAUAAUUGCACUUUGUUGAUGAUGGGGGCCCUGUUGAAUAGCUGCCUUACUGGGGUCAGUGGCAUUGGAACGCUAGCUGGAGACACGGUGGGGAUAUUUGGUGGCGCUUUGGAUAACAUCUGGUUGGUGACUACGUUCUUUGGAGAAUGGCUGUGGGAGCAGACUGAGGGUUAUCUGGGAACAGUGAUUUCGGAAACGGGGAGUCAAGCUCAAGCUGUAGGUGAAGGGCUGGGCAAGCUGACACUGAAAACUGGAAAUGGAAUUACCAAUGUGUUCAGGCUGGGAGGGGGCUUGAUUAUGGAAAUAGUGGAAAUGACCAUCGGAUCAGUGAAAGAGGCCUUUGGUCUGGAAUCACAGUAAAAAUUUAUAUAUAAAUGUGAUAUUGAAUAAACUGUUUCCCUCUUUUUCCCCCCCCUAAAUUUGCUGCAGACAGAAAAAAACUCAAAAUGAAGACCAUAUCACCUGAUAUGCCUUGAUUGUCUUAGAUGUUUUAUAUGUUAUUGAUUCCCUCGUCUACUUAAGUACCUACUAUAUUUGAGACUUAGAUUUAAAAAAUAAUAUGUGCCCACACUGACCUUGGAAGUAGUUGUUUAAAUUUAUGGGAAAUUCCAGGAUAUACAACUUUAAAUAAAAAAAAUGCAUAUUUUCA
Molecule: messenger RNA, 2403 nt
Organism: Oryzias latipes (Japanese medaka)
Lineage: Eukaryota; Metazoa; Chordata; Actinopteri; Beloniformes; Adrianichthyidae
Source: RefSeq, a predicted model, not a curated record